Messenger RNA from Penicillium griseofulvum, 2022 nucleotides. RefSeq names its product phosphate-sensing transcription factor PHO4. The record is from RefSeq and is a predicted model, not a curated record. The transcript is spliced from 3 exons. NCBI's taxonomy places the organism in Eukaryota, Fungi, Ascomycota, Eurotiomycetes, Eurotiales, Aspergillaceae. Gene Ontology annotation, molecular function: protein dimerization activity. Bases 1 to 2022 code for a protein of 673 amino acids.
AUGGAACCAGCCAUGUGGCAAGAACAGCUCAAUGAGAAUUCUCUCAAUGCGCCUGAAGAAGAGUUCUCUAACUUGUUCGAGUUUAACAUGCCUUUUCCAGAAAUCGAGCACGGACCAGGGAAUAUGCAGCAUUCCCAUUCUUUACCAACCACCACCGGCCCGGACUCGGAUAUGGCUCACCUACGACAUCCCGUGCAGUAUUCGGGCCAGAUGGAGGGCCUCAUGGAUUUCAGUGAUAACACGCAGUCACAACAUAAUACCAACCCAAUGCCUUAUUCGACUCCCAGUAUGACUCCAGGCUUUUGCGCCCAGCCAUCGCCCAUGUCGCAACCGCCUACGCACCAACAUUACAUGCAGAACCACAACAUGAUACCUCCCACCCCUAACAGUAUCGAGAUGCAUGGCAAUAGCGCCCGAUACCCGCAGCGCGCGGACGAAACACCGGAUAUGUAUGACGGAUAUUCACGAAUUAACGAGGAACAGGCCCUCUACACUCCUCUUAUCUCACCGGCUAUGACGCCCCUGGAGAACCAAUUCCGACUCCCUGAAUACACAAUCCCUGGCGAAUACUUUACACCUCUUACUUCUCCCGCCCUGGAGGCCCAAAAUGCCGAAUCUAGCAGUUACCAGUACCAUGCAAGACAGGUAUCGGAUAUGGGAUUCGUUCCCACUACUGCGGAGGUGAACCCUCUUCCAGGAACCUCGGCUCCACCUUCUCCUAGCAUCAUUCGCAAGCCCAACACUCGUCACCGACAAUCAACGACCACUGCGCGACUCAAUAACACACGGAAGGUCAAACAAUCACCCAUCAUUCGGGCGCAGCGCAAACGCAGCACGUUGGCCACCAAUUCCGAGGAGUUCUAUAGUAGCCUUAGCCAGGAGUUGAACACUACAAAGCCGCAAAACCAGGACAUCCACUCACUUCGGCUCAGCAGCAAUGAGGGAUCUGGCCAGGACUCGGUAUCCCCCGAGCCGUUGUCAGAACCGUUGAUGCCCCCUCCCGCUCUCCCUCCUCCUCGGAUGUCUCCUGCAAUUACUCCCCAUGGUCAAGCUUCUUCUCCCGGAACUGCUGCAACCCCUGCGCUUUUGAUGCGCAUCCAGCGGAAUCAGCAUAUGCAAGAUCCCUCCGGCCAGUUCCGCGGUCAAGCGCAGCUCGCAGAGCCUGAAUUCCCAGAUGACAUAAUGGAGGAUAUCUCUCUUCCAGAGGCGGCUGCUCCUUCGCAGCUGCGUCCGAAACCCAACCGUAUCGAUACCGCUAUACGGACUCCGUCGAUCUCCACGAAUGGGACACCUUUCUUAGAUCCUUCGUCUGCCUCGUACGAUAAGCCCCGCAGUGCCUCUAUUGCCCCUAGUCCACGCACAGCUGCAAUGCCAUCACCCAGUGGGCCGGUGCCUCGGAAAUCGGAUUCUAGAACUGCGUCUAAUCGGAAACGACCUAGUAUGAGUUCCACUCAAGCCAGUCCACAGUUGCGGCCCAAGAUUAGUCCCAGCAUCCAGCCACUCAUGAAAGGCAGCGAGAGCAUGUCACAAGAUGCACUUUACCUUGCAUCAAAGUCCAACUACCAACACAUUCUCGAUGGCACUCUGCCAUCAGGUGUGAGCUAUCCAGAGACCCUGGCAGAGAAUCUGAGCUCCAAGCGGACGAAUCACAAACUUGCAGAGCAGGGACGCCGGAAUCGAAUCAACAAUGCGCUCAAGGAGAUUGAGCUUCUCAUUCCGCAAGAGUUCAUCGAAAUGCGAAACGCCAAGGAGGCGAAGGAAUCCGGUGGCAAGGUCAACGAGAAGGAAAAAGAGAAAGAAAAGGCUAACCAAACCAUCAGCAAGGCAACCGCUGUGGAGAUGGCCAUUGACUACAUCAAGGCCCUUAAGAUGACCUUGGACGAAACAACUGCCAAGUUGGCCGCCGCCGAGGCGAAGCUGUCAGGCGAGCCCUCGAAGGAGAGCUCAACCUCCACUUCCACCGCUCAAUCUGAGAAGACUCUAAACAGUGUCACCAACUCCGAGACGAAAAGUUCAGCCUGA